GUGGUGGUAGUGGGCACCCCGAAGCGUAGAGGCUGUGGGUAGGUCUCUGGGCGCAGUCGUCAGGAGGCCACGGUUAAGAUGGCGCGCGAAUCAUCACUGGUAGCGGUGGCUGUGGUGCUGGUGGGCGUGCUGGUGGGAGGUGCUUCUGCUGUCUUUCCCUAUGGCUACUACGGCACACCUUCUGUCCUCUAUCACCCUUACUACAGUGCCCCGCCCAUCUCCCAGCCUGUGACAUACACCGGUUUACCUAUGCGUCCCAUUAGUUUGAGAGCAGAAGAGGUGAUGGUGCUGCCGUGUCCAGGGGAAGGCUUCUUCGUACACCCUACCAACAGUUCUCGUUUCUAUAGGUGCGUGGACCAUACAGGGACGGGCCGGUUCUUUGUGAGGUACAUCUUUGAGUGUGCACCUGGCUUUGUCUUCAACCCUGAGCCAAAGGUCCAGACUUGCAUUCCUGGGGCGGGCUCAGUCUUAGGCUCCACGCAACCACCAACCACUGGGCCCCCUACAGACGCUCCAGUGCCUUCAACAAACCCUCCUGUCACACCUCCUUCUUCCACAGAUCCUCCCGUUCCUUCUGUACCUCCCACAGAUCCUCCCGUUCCUUCUGUUCCUCCUACAGAUCCUCCCGUCACACAGCCUCCAGUCACAGAUAUUCCCGUUCCGCCAACAGAAAGCACCGCUCCUCCUACCCCAGAUGAUAAUUGCAAGGGGCAGUACGUGCAGCAUGAGAUGUACUGCAACGUGUAUCGACGGUGCAACGACACGAGCAAGCGGUACAUGUGUCCUCAGGGUACCGCGUUCAGCGAGCAGCGGCAGAUGUGCAGGAUUGGCGCAGCGGACGAGGAGCUGUGUGUGGGCAAGAUAGUGGCAGCCGUAUCGUCCCAAUUACGCACUGAGCUGGUGGACGGACACAUUCUCUUGCCAGAUGACGCCGUGCUUGUGCCGUUGCUUACCUCUCCUCUCACAGCAAGUCACGUGGCACCACACAUACUAACCCUCAGAACCCCAAACGUUCCCCAACCUCAUCCUUACAAUUUCCCUUCCCCUGGCUCUAGUUUCGCUGCCAUACCCUAUUCCACUGUAGUUAAGCCCCAGAGUCUGUCCCUAGUUAGGCCACGUCCCUUGACAUCGCCAUACGCAGCUACAGGUUACGAUUCUCAGUCCGUGACAGUGAACAACGUUAGGAAACCGCAGAAACACUUGCAUUUUCCGAACUUCUUUCCCUACGCCCAAGGGGAUUCGAACCUGGGAUACGGGAGUCCUUACUACAGGGAUCCUAGUACAGGUUACGGGAAUCUUCCUUUAGGGUACCAGAGCCCUCAAGUAGUUCCAGGGAAUCCUAACUUUGCAUACAGUCCUCUAUUUCCCUGAAAGGAGAAUGAAGAGGAGGAGAAAGGAUGAUGGAAAAGGUAAUGAAAGGAAAUAAAAAAGGAAUAAGAGAUAGAAGGGAUUAAGGAUAAAUACAGCAACUAAAAGGGUAAAUUAAAGAAAAAAUUAAAAAAGAAUUAGAGAAUGGGAGAGUAGGUGGGUAGUAUGGCGGCGGCGGCGGUGGUGGUGGUGGGAGGUGAACUGACGCAAGUUUAUUGAAGGGGAAAGACUUAUUAGGUAAGUGAGAGAGAGAGAGAGAGAGAGAGAGAGAGAGAGAGAGAGAGAGAGGAGAGAGAGAGAGAGAGAUAUGCAUACUCUAUGAAUACAGACGUAGGCAUUAAUACACAUCCAACCUUCCCCUCCCCAUAGAAAAAAUAUGCUGAAAAAAAAAAAAAAAUUGCAAGUACACAAAAGGAAUUGCUACUACUACUACUACUACUACUAUCACAACAACAGCAUUCAUAACUGCCCCCAAAAAAGUAACAAACACACCAUAACAACAGCAGAAUAUCAAAGAGCAGAGUAAAUAAACCAAUAACAAAAAAAAAAAACAAAGCACAACAAAUAAACGACGAAGAUAAGACAAAAACUAAAAAAAAAUAAAUUAAAAAAAAAUAAAUUGAAAAAAUAAGGAAAAGAAAUUUGCAGUGACAUAAAAACUAAUCACAUAUAAAAGAAAAAAAAUAGAGACACUAACUUUCGAAAUAAACAAAAGAAAAACAAAACCUAAAGGAACGCACAAAAUAUCGACAUCACCAUCACCGCUUCCGUUAUUUCUCCGCUCCCUCUUUGCUUGUAUUACUAUUAUUCUUCCUUUAUGAACAUACGCACAUUUAGACCUAACAAUAAAUUAAUGUACCAGAAUAAACAAAAAAGAACCAUGCAAUAAGCGCCACUUUGUUACGAUCGGAGAAAUAAAACUCUGAAGGGGA
Messenger RNA from Scylla paramamosain (green mud crab), 2300 nucleotides. RefSeq lists its product as uncharacterized. NCBI's taxonomy places the organism in Eukaryota, Metazoa, Arthropoda, Malacostraca, Decapoda, Portunidae. The transcript is spliced from 6 exons. Gene Ontology annotation, molecular function: chitin binding. The coding region runs from base 79 to 1371 and encodes 430 amino acids. The record is from RefSeq and is a predicted model, not a curated record. Gene Ontology annotation, cellular component: extracellular region.